Ceraceosorus bombacis is the source of this 759-nucleotide messenger RNA. The record is from the annotation of a GenBank genome assembly. Lineage: Eukaryota; Fungi; Basidiomycota; Exobasidiomycetes; Ceraceosorales; Ceraceosoraceae.
UCUCAAGCCUGCGGCAUGCACCCACCGCAAUCCCCAUCCACCAUACGCCGAGCUCACUCGUGAGUUCAGCUGACUUGCAGCUAGUCCGAGCGAUGAUUACACACUUGCGGCUGCGAGCCAGCAGCGCUCACCUUCGUGAUUAUCUAGUCGACCGGAUGGCAAUCAAAUGUGACGGGUUGUGGCAGUGAGCCGCCCAGGUGCCUGACAGACUGACACGUAACACAGCUAUAGCUGGCUCACAACGGUCGCGCUCUUCAGAGCUCCAUGUCCAUGUCCGCAUCGCUAUGCAUUUCGAUCUCACUCGAGACGAGGCAUUGGUAGACAGACUCUCAUGCCAGCAAGGCAAACAGAAUCGCACUCGACAGGCAGCAUCACAGACACUUGGAUCCUGGCACAGCUUCAUCAGCGCUCUGGCCCUUCAAAGUCAAGCAGCGAUCAUCGGCCGGUCGAGCUUCCGUGCACUCAGAGCACAGCACACUGCUUUCGAGAUUGCAGACGAGCUGCGUGUUCGCAACUUAAACUUGCUUGAGCGCAUGUUUCAAGCUUGAAGAGCUGGAUCGCAUCGCUAUGCCACUCACUUACCGCUGCUUGGCCAAAUGGAAUCACGCGAUGCCUGGCAUCUGCUAGAGCCAACGUCCUUGCGAGGGGUGACAAGUGACAUAUAUUCGGCUCUUUAAGGAGGAGUAAGAGCUGACAAAGCGUACAAUUUGGCGCUGUGCCAGCGCUAAAGACAAAGGCCUGUCCGUACGGAUGCUUCAU